This is a messenger RNA of Fomitopsis serialis, 2122 nucleotides long. Its product is annotated as cytochrome P450. The transcript is spliced from 13 exons. NCBI's taxonomy places the organism in Eukaryota, Fungi, Basidiomycota, Agaricomycetes, Polyporales, Fomitopsidaceae. The coding region runs from base 223 to 1716 and encodes 497 amino acids. The record is from RefSeq and is a predicted model, not a curated record. Gene Ontology annotation, molecular function: heme binding; iron ion binding; oxidoreductase activity, acting on paired donors, with incorporation or reduction of molecular oxygen.
GCCAGGCUCCACAUUUUGGGUACAUCCAACAUGGAAAACUCUUGCCAGUAGAGGCGAUUAUCGGGUGAGAACAAACGCUGGCUCUUGCCGGCUUCCCGAUGUUUGAGGCCCAUCGGCAAGACGAAGAUCCCAUACUACCCUCUAUUACGCGCCGGGACCACAUCAUAUAUAAGGUGAACAGCACCGUCUUCAACUCAAGCACCUCUCAUCCGCAGAACCAGCAUGUUGGGGGAAGCAGUUGUAUUGUCAGUCGCAGCCCUGCUGUCCAUUCUGUUCUACAUCUAUGUGCUGGAGCCGUUGCGUCUGCAGCGGAAGGCUUCGCUUCCACCAGGUCCUCCUGGACAUUGGCUCUUCGGAAACGCGCCUCCAGGGCCAUACGCCUACCGUCACUACGCAAAUCUGAUCAACGAAUACGGACCUGUAACCUCGUUGAGAUAUGGACGGCGUAUCGUCUGUAUUGUGGGCAGAUAUCAGGCAGCCGUGGAUAUACUCGUGAAGCACUCUGCAGAGACAAUGGACCGUCCGCGAUUUGUAGCGGCUCAUGAAAUCCUGUCAGGUGGUCUGCGUGUCGUGUUGACGGGCGAGGGCGACCGCAUCAAGAGGUUGCGCAGGGCUUUGCAUGCGUUUCUUCAACCGAAGGUAGCUGAGACUUACAAGAAAAUGCAGAGCAAGAAUGCGAGGACCUACGUUCUCGAUUGUUACCGCGAGCCGAAGGAACACAUGGACCACGCAAGAAGAUACGCGGCCACUGUAGUGAUCAGUAUGACUUACGGAAAGACGACGCCCACGUCGUAUUCGGAUCCUGAAGUGGAGACUAUCAACCGCUGCCUGCGCCGCUUUGGAGCUGCCCUUCGACCGGGUGCACACCUAGUUGACACAUACCCUUUCCUGCGGUAUAUUCCGGGAUACACGGCUCAGCUGCAGGAUUUUCACCAGGAGGAGUUGAGCUUCUUUCAAAGUCAGGUUGCCAACGUCAAAUCGCACAUGAGAAAUGGAGAAGCAGAAACAUCCUUUGUUGCACAUAUCCUCAGAGAGCAGCAGAAUCUGCAGCUUUCUGAUGAUGAAGUGGCUUACCUGGCUGGCGCCAUGUUCGGUGCAGGUUCAGACACUACAGCUUCUUCAUUGUCUAUCGUCGCUAUGGCCGCAGCGCUCUUCCCGGAUGCUCAAGCGAAGGUACAGGCUCAGCUUGACCAAGUCGUCGGUCGCGACAGAGCACCGACGUUCGACGAUGAAGUGAACUUGCCAGAAGCGACUGCCUUCUUCCUUGAGGCAUCAAGAUGGCGCCCCGUCGCUUCUGGAGGCUUCGCCCACCGAGCUACGAAGGACAUCGUCUGGAAGGACUACGUCCUUCCGGCGGGCACUGAGAUCGUCGGCAACCACCUAGCGAUCUCACGGGAUCCCGAGGUGUACCCUGACCCCGAAACAUUCAAUCCUCAGCGAUGGUUGGAUGCGAAUGGCCGUCUACGAGACGAUCUGAAGUUCUUCACGUUUGGCUUCGGGCGCAGAACGUGCGUCGGACAACAUGUGGCGGAUAACUCGCUCUUCAUAACUACCGCUCUCACCCUCUGGGGAUUCAACGUCACUCAGAACGCUUCGUCUCCGAUUGACCCGGAUGCAUUCACCGAUGAAGCACUCAUCUUCCCUAAGCCGUUCACUGUGAAUUUCACGCCCAGGAUCGAUGGUCUUGUAGAGAUCUUGAAGGAAGAAUUGGUGUAGUAACAAGUGCCGUUCAUUGUCAGAGUGUAGCACGUAGCUCUGCAUAUCUCGUUAUGCUCUGACAUGCUACUUUGUACUGCGGCGUAUCGAGUGAAGGGAUAUCUGUAGUAGUCGGGGAUGCCUGUUGCCGAUGUCUGGUGCGUGCGUCACUGUCGAGACUACUGUCUCAGCAUGCUCAUGCAGGUAUUUAAGCCCGAUAGCUCGUGUCACCCACAUAUGCAUGAUAUGCAGACCACAUUUGAUAUGCAAACCGCGUCAGAAAUUUCUGGGUAUGUACAUAGCAGCGCAUUGAGUUCCGCUCGUUGGCGCUUUGAAGGCUUGUAAGCACAUGCGUACCCACAUGGCGGCAUUCCGGAUUCUGUACUGACUGGGGUACCUACGGGAUCGUUUGACAUUUGAACACGUU